This is a messenger RNA of Labrus bergylta (ballan wrasse), 333 nucleotides long. The record is from RefSeq and is a predicted model, not a curated record. NCBI's taxonomy places the organism in Eukaryota, Metazoa, Chordata, Actinopteri, Labriformes, Labridae.
AUUCUGGCUUCUCUUCUAUUUGAGUGUAAAGGAGAAGACAGAGUGAUCCAGCCAACAGAAGAUGUCUUUGCUUCUGAAGGAGACACAGUCACACUUGGUUGUACAUUUAAGACCAACAGCAGUUCAUCAAAUGAUUAUCUCUACUGGUACAAACAGGAUGGAAACAACAGCCCCAAAUUCAUACUGAGCCGCUUUAAGAUUGGAGAAGGGAAAACAAUGAAAGAGUUUGAGGAGAGAUUUUCAUCCACACUGGAUUCUACUUUAAGAUCAGUUCCUCUGAAGAUCCAGAAGCUUCAGCUGACUGACUCUGCUGUGUACUACUGUGCUCUGAAG